Trichobilharzia szidati is the source of this 2814-nucleotide messenger RNA. The record is from the annotation of a GenBank genome assembly. Lineage: Eukaryota; Metazoa; Platyhelminthes; Trematoda; Strigeidida; Schistosomatidae.
GCAAUAUGGGCGUUGAUUUCACCUAUUCUCUUGUUGAAACUCGUCAACUGGCGAAAACUAAAGUUGUCGCUUGUGUAUGGUCACCAAGGACUGAUUUAAUUGCUUUAGGCUCAUCCAAUGGAUGCAUUUCAGUGCAUAGGUAUAAAAUGACGUGUAUUUGGGAAUGUGAUAAAUCAGAUUUAGGCUCUGUCAGCUGUUUAGCCUGGCGACCAGAUGGGAAAAUAUUGACAGCAGCAUUCCAAUCGGGUACUGUAUGCUUUUUUGUUGUUGGAGAUGGCUUCCUAUUUCAUGAAUUACACUUCACCAAUCCAAUAGACCAUUUGUCAUGGACAAAUUAUCAAUGUUCAGGCAAUAAUACUGCCGGCGAUGAAAAUGGAUGUUUGAAAAAUAAGGUGGCCGCUUAUUUCCCUGAAGUGAAACAUUUAAGCAUGUUUAAAUCAGAUGUCAAUUUCUCGUCAUCCGAUGUCUACAAGUAUGAACAAUUGCUCGGAGAACUGCCAAAUAACAAUUUCCCAAUAUUGACAGUGUAUUCAAAUCGUGUCGUUUCAUUCUACGGCUAUGGUGUAUUUGAAAUUGCCGCGUAUACUUUACACUCGACAAAUGCUGAUACGUCUUCCAAGCUUAUUAGUUGUCAUUUAUCAGCUGAACAGAAUAUACUUUUGCUUACUGAAGCACUGCUAGAUGCUAAUGGACAAUAUGGUGUACUUUGUCAUAAGAUUCCAUGCGAUGGAUUUCAACGAUUCAAUCAUCAGUUAAUGAAGCUAUCAUUACAGGCUUUUUCAAUUAAAAUUACAAAAUCUCUGUUAGAUUGGAGUUUUAAUCAAGUCUGUAUUUGUUGGGAAGAUAUGAUCUUGGAAAUGAAUACUAAAUUUACUAAUUAUGCACGUGAACGAUUAAAGCAUAACAAAGAUUGGUCAUUAUGCGUAGAACUUCUGGAGUUUAUUCUCUUUGGCUAUUGUUGUCCUGAUUUGAAGAAGUUCCUUGUGGAGGAUUGGACUGCAGCGAGUUUAAAGCGUACUGGUACAACUACACUGAAGGCAUAUGAAUCGAUUAAGACAAUAUGCUUUCAACAGAUUCAAUUCUUUUUACAACGUCUGCUAUUUCAUGUCUCUGAAGUAAUUGGAAGUUUACGUGACACCCAACUGUGUCAUGAAUUAGAAAUAUCUCCCAAUAUAGCAUUACAGCUUUUUCGAACUAUUGCUAUGACACUACAGAAAACACAAGAAUUACAGCUGGUUAUUGAGAAGAGUAUUAUAAAACUGCGCGCCUUCUUUAAAUGGUUAUUUGGUGCUAUACUUGAACAGUCUGGACGUGUUCUACCGAUUGAAUAUCCUAGACUGAAUCUUACUGAACGUGAACUUGUUAUUAAUUUUAUCACGGAUUCUUUGCAACCAAAAGUUGUUGAUGGUGAGCUACAAGAUUACCAAGUUGACUUAGUUGAACAGUAUAUUCGAUCUGGUGAAGUUCAUAAACCACUAGAGGCUGUUGCACAAUCAUCUUUACAUAAGGAUACAGAACGUGCAAAUUUACGUAAAUCCCUUGAAGAAAUUAUUGAACAAACAGAUAAAGGAUAUUUACCAGAUGGUUUCUUUUCCUACUGUUCUCGAGCUACACUAGCUGAUCUAAUUCAAAAGAAUAUCGAGAGUGAUAUAAUAAAUCUCAUUCGAUUACCCGUAAAUUCAAAUACUACCCGUGGCUGUCUAGAUGUGAGCCGUCGGUCUACAAAGAUUUUAUUCAAUGGGGAUUCCCCCGACCUGCUGGACUUUGGUGUACAUUGUACAUCAAUCAAUUGUUUAGAAGACUCGAAUGAAACAAAGUCAUCUUGUCAUACAUCGAAAGGAACAGUAUUGAUGGCGUAUACAAUGGGAGAUGAAAAUUUCGGCUUCAGUUCAUUGUUGACAAUUGAAGUAGACGGAAGCAGUGUUAAUUCUGCAUUUCACGUAUUGAAUGGUGUUGAACUUCUUCUGGAUUCUAUACCUGGUGAUUCAAACCCUGCAAAUUUACCUUAUGAAUUACAAGAUAUGCAGUUUUAUUCUCCACAAAUACUUCUCCUAUUAGUAUCACGUCGUUCAAAACAUUCGAAAUCUCAAUACCUUCGAUCAACAAAGUCGAAUAGCAAAGCUGAUGAAUUAGACACAGAAGUGGCUAUAUCACGUAAAACAGCUAACGAUUUAAUGCAUAGUUGGCUUGUAAUGGUACCUAUUCGUGAUAUACUGAAUACUGGUAAAGAAGAAGAAGUUCUAAAACAGACGGAUACAGUAGCUUCGAUCGUGAAUGAAUCGAUUCAAACUAAUUUACCAAAAAGGAAUAUCUCUGAGUUUAUUACACGGACAAAUGUCGAGGCGCUACCAUGGCAUGCUAUAAAAUUAACAACUAAUGGUGAUCGUUCAAUUAUUUUUGUUCUAUUUGAAAACUAUUCAACUUGUCGUGUUUAUCUCAUGGAACGACCAGAAUCAGAUGAAACUAUGACCGUUGACUAUCCUGCCGGUGAUGAGAAUCCUACGAAUCCUGUGGGUGAGGACAAUACUGGCACUACUAUCACUACUACUGCUGGUGGUAGCGGUGGUCCUUCCAUUCCUGCUGAUGAUGUUGAUGUAGCGAUGUAGUAUAGUUCAAUGCGUGUUAACGGACUAAUUUUUUUGUGUAUAUAAUUAUUGUUAUUGAUUAAUGUGUGUGUGUGUGAAUUUGUUUGUUUUUUCAGAGUUCUCUUCUUCAUGUAAUCUAUCUGUUACGCAAUUAUUCUUAUUCCCUUUGUUUUGUGUGAAGAAAUUUAUGUUUUACUUUCAUCCGAAAUACAAAACUCCAAAGAUUUAA